GAAGAGAAAGGAGGAGGAGGAGGAGGAAAACUCCUGCUCCCUCCAUUCCUCCCUUUGCGUUGCUCUUCUUCCGUCUGAUUCAGGCUCACUGGCUUUGUCUUUCUUUCUUUCCUUUCUCUCUCUUUUCCUUUCUCUCUUUCUCUGGGUCCGGCCUGGCGGCCUCUUCCCACCGCGGGGCUCCUCCUGAUCCGGAGGAGGAAGAAGAGGAAGCGCGGAGGAGGAAGAGGGGGAGCACCCACCGCCAUCCUCCCCCCCCGGCGCCCCAUGCCCCAGCAGCGCCAGCCCUGCAGCCGCCGCCGCCUCCAGGUCCCGGGGAGCUGCAUGGACGGGCAUGGGCACAGCGGGGCCUCCCUCCGCCGCCCCCGCCGCCUCCAAGGCUGAGGAGCUGCUGCUGCUCCGGCGGCGGCUGCUUCGGAGGAAGAGGAAGGGGCAGCCGGGGCAGAGCGAGCCCCUCCGGCCACCAAGACGCCGCCGCCGGCCCCCGACGCUGCCCGCCCUGGGGCUCCUCCUCAGCCUCGGGCUCCUCCUGCCCCCAGGCGAUUGCCAGCUGCAGACACCAUGUCGCAUCCAGAAGUGCACCACAGACUUUGUAUCACUGACUUCUCACCUAAACUCUGCCAUUGAUGGCUUUGAUUUGGAGUUCUGCAAAGCCCUGCGUGCCUAUUCUGCUUGCACAACUCGCAAUUCCAAAGUUUGCCGUGGAAACCUGGUCUAUCAUUCUGCUGUGCUGGGGAUCAGUGACCUCAUGAGCCAGAGGAACUGCUCCAAGGAUGGUCCAACAUCCUCAACUAACCCUGAAGUGAUACAUGACCCAUGUAAUUACAGCGGACGCCAGGGAGCCAGAGAACAUCGUGGAGGAGAGCAAACUCCUCCUACUUACUUUUUCUGUGGCUUAUUUGGAGAUCCCCAUUUACGAACCUUUAAGGAUCACUUUCAGACAUGCAAAGUGGAAGGGGCCUGGCCUCUCAUAGACAACAACUACUUAUCAGUGCAGGUGACAAACGUGCCUGUAGUUGCAGGAUCCAGUGCUACUGCAACAAAUAAGAUUACCAUUAUCUUUAAAUCUUACCAAGAUUGUACAGAUCAAAAGGUGUACCAGGCAGUGACUGAUGAUUUGCCAGCAGCUUUUGUAGAUGGCACCACAAGUGGUGGUGAUGGUGACACCAAAAGUUUGCGCAUUGUGGAGCGAGUUAGCGGCAAAUAUGUGGAAAUGCACGCCCGGUACAUUGGGACUACUGUGUUUGUGCGCCAGCUAGGCCGCUACUUAACACUGGCCAUCCGCAUGCCACAGGAGUUAGCUAUGGCUUAUGAAGAGAGCCAGGACCUGCAGCUUUGUGUGAAUGGCUGCCCCUCAAGUGAACGCAUUGAUGAGAGUGGGCAUCUUCCUCUGCCAGUCAUGGGACAGCUCCUUCCUUCUGGUGCUUCAAGUCAGACCCGGUCUCUAUACACGCUGGAGAGUGCCACAGCAAAAUGCCACGAGAAGAUGCUGUUGAAGGACAUCUACUUUUACUCUUGUGUCUUCGAUUUGCUUACCACCGGGGAUGCCAAUUUCACAGCUGCUGCCCAUAGUGCCUUGCAGGAUGUCGAGGCGCUGCACCCCAGGAAAGAACGAUGGCACAUCUUCCCUAACAGUGGAGGGGUGGGUUGGGGGAGUGAGUUGUGUCUUAGUCUUGGACUUGUGUGUUUGAUGCUUGUUGUGUUUUUGUAGGGUUUUUUCCUGUUGUGGUUGAAAACAAAGGGUUUAAAAUAUAUAUUGUCAUAAUAUAUUGAGAAAAGAGUAUAUAUGUAUAUACCAUGUAUAUGAAGGGAUGCUUUUUUUUUCCUGUCCUGGGACACCCAGUGGAUUGUAUAUAUUGUGUUACCAAUUUUUCCCUAUGUAUGUUGGAUGUAACAUUCUUUUUGAUUGUAAUUUUUUUUUUUUUUUUUUUUUUUUUUUUUUUUUUUGGUUUGCAGUUGGUGAAAUGUUUUAUAAUGUCCUUUCAUCAGGACCUGAUAGAAAGCACUUUAUUUUUUAUAUAUUAAAUAUUUAUGUGUACCUAGGUAAUAUGUACAGCUUAUAUCUUUGUGUACAUAUUCCAUACCCAGUGCUCCCUCUUAAGUAUUAUCUAGCUUAAGUGACAUACUGAUGAUCCUCCCCUCUUCCCUUUCCCAUUUCUUUGGCCAGUUAAGGCUGGCUUGGAGUUUUUGUACAGAUCUGGGAAGAGCCAGAUCUUCCAUUUGGAUCAGCAGUGGGCAACUAUUGGCCCUCCAGAUCAUGUUGAACUACAAUUCCCAUUGACUGUGCUGCUUGGGCCAGCAUGUUGGGAAUUGUAGUCCAAAGCUACCUGGAGGAUGGCAAGUUCCCCACCAUUGCCUGGACCUUGUGCCAGUAAUCUUUGUUUCAUGGAAACAGAAUUGUUCUUUUCUUGUUAACUCUCAUGUUCAUAGCAGUGAGAACUGCAUCUUGUUUUUUCCCUUGAUGCAGAUAUCUUUGCUUCCUUCUCCUAAGGACUACUUUUAUGUGGUUAUUUUGUACUUGGGUUGUAAUGCCCAAGAACAAAAUUACACAUCUUGUACUGAUUUGUAUGAAAGGCACACAUAUAGAACUGUGUCUUUCCCCCUUUCAAAUGUAUGUGAGCAAGGCCCAAAGCUUUUGAGAUGUUUUGGAUUCAAGUCUCUUAGUAUAUAUUGGUAUAUGGGUGUCUUCAAGUUGUUUGUAUUAAAUGUGUACCCUAUUAUAGUGGUAGACCUAACCUGGUUCAUUUCUCUUUCCCCUAUUUCCAGUGUAGAAACCUUCUGGCCACCUGAACAUCAGGGUUGUUUGGGGUUUUUUUGCCAGAAACCCCAAAAUAUUCUGAAUGUGAACCUCCUGAAUUGUCCCCCCCCCCCCACACACACACACAAGGCAGAAAAUUAAGAUACUCAGUAUCCUAAUCUGAAUGAUGUGCAUAUGUAUAAAUAGCAGGGAUGAGAGCUUGCAUUGUCUCAUGCAAAGCAAAAAUAGGCAGCAUGGUACUUUGGAUGCUGUUAGACUGCAGUUCCUAUUAGCCCUUUCUGUUGGCUCUCCUACUAAAUUUGCAGCCAGCAACAUCCUGGAGAGCCAUAUAUUAUCUAUCCCUGCUCCAGUGAAGGCUGGUAUAGUUGGCUCCACAUACUCAAUUCAUUUUUUAGCAAGUUUAGCAAUGUUGUUGCAACACAUGCAUAAAAAGAAUCUUGUAAUGUCAUUUAAAAACCAUAAAGUGUUUGUGAUUUAAUGGUGGAUUCUUGCAUGAGUAAGGAGUUGGAGUACAUGGCCCUUAGGGUUGCUUCAAAAUGAUUCCCUUCUGAUGAAGACUGCUGCAGCUUGUAAAAGCAGAUGCCACAAGAUUGUUUCUCUUUCCUUUUAUAUAACUUGGGAGGUCAUAUGCCAACUUCAUACUUGCAGGUAUUUUUGUUGCAAAACAACUAUCCUCCAAGCUGGCUAGAACAUUCUGGGACUCAUGGCCCAGAAAAGAUGACUUUUCCAGUAUUGGGGCACCAUCCUCCUCAAUCCAAACAGAAUGUGCAUGGAGGGAGCUGGAGUUAAGGCAAAAAGUAUGUAAACUGGGGGCCUGCCCAGUUGUUGGGAUCCAGUUUUAGUCAGUUAUUGACAUCAUGAUCAGUGGUUAGGGAUGGUGAAAACUCUGGCCCAGUGGUAUCUAGAGGACCCUAGGUUUUCCAUCCCUGGUUUAAAGUUGUGUGUUCUGCUACAUCUAGUGAGAAAAAAGGCAGCAUGUUAUGUAUAUAUCCUGUUGCUUUGCACUGUAUGACAUUACCAGUUCAUUAGCCCAGACUUGAGCAACUUGUGGCCCUCCAGAUGUUAGACUACAGCUUCCAUUGGGCCCAGACAGCAUUGCCAAUGGGAAUACUUUGAACUGAAGUCCAGAAACAUCUGAAGAUGACAGGUUAACCACUCUUGGUCUCUAGCCCAAGGACAGUUUGUUAUUUUCUUGGAGAAAAGCUUUUCCAAUCCCUUUUAAAUGGGCAGGGCAUUUGAAAAUUGAAAAUGGCACUGCCCUCAUGCAAAUCCUGUGUUCUGUCACAGAGCUCUGUCUCCUUCACCAGUGUUUCUUGGGAUUUGAGCUCUCUGCCCCAUGUGCCGUGCCACACUUACGAUGGGAUUUCCUUAAUUUGCAGUAGAGCCUGUUUGGAACUCAUCAUGGGUUGUGUAUAAGUGUUAAUUGGGAUUGGAAUAAUUAAUAAUAAUAAUAAUAAUAAUAAUAAUAAUAAUAAUAAUAAUUUGUGUUUCCCCGCCUCUCCCAAAGGAGUGAAGUGGAGUUACAGACUACAGAUUGACAGCUAGUGAGAUGCAGUGGUUCAAAGAACAUGCUGAGAAGUAGUUGGUGACCUUGGGAUAAGUGCCCCUUCAUAUAUAACACAGUAAUAUCAGCCUCUCUUUGAUGGCUCUUUUAGAGUUACUGAAAUAAAUCCAGAAAAAGGCAUUAUAUUUACAGUUCAUUUGAUGGAAUUGAAGAAAACACAUCCUUUUCUAACUGUCAGUGUGGAAAAUGCUUAUGUAUAGGUGAAGUGGCUGGCCAUUGUGUAGAGUCAAAAUAGCACCAGGCCUCAAGUAGGAUAAUGUGCUGAAUUUACCAUUUAGUUCUAUUUCCUUGUUGCAUAAAUUACUUUAUGCAGUCCUGAACUGUUUUGCUUUAUUUGAUUUUUUGAAAACCCCACUACCUUUAAUUCAUAGUUGUGGAAAUACAGAAUUUGAAGCAGAAAAGCCUACCCUCGUCCCUUGGUUUUGUAUGGAGAGAAACAUGAUGGUCUUAGAGUAGUUGAAUUUUACCUUUUUUGUGUGCCAAGUGGAAAGGUAUUUGUGGAAGAAGUCUGGUAGACAAGUCUAGAGUUGUUAGCUGCAAUGUGAGCCCAUCGUAAACAACAGCUGCGUGCUAGCUAAUUUCCUGUGUUCCCAAGCCCCACAAGUAUAUAUGUACGCUAAUAUCUAAAUCAUGAAGUCCAGAGAUAAGUAAUAUUUCAGAAAUGUUAGUACCUGGAAUGUAUCUUUCUUUUUCUUAAAUUAUUUUUUAAUUUUCUUGGCCCUGCUGUGGGAUUUCAUGAGAAAAUGUUAUUUGCACAUGUCUGCUCUUGAAGUCCCCCACAGCCAAGAGAGCUUUUGUUAAUGCCAAACAUAUGGAUAGUUUGAAGCUGGUGAGUGGUCUCUGGAGAGAGCUUAUGCUUAGAGGGAACACUGGUUUUCACAGACACUCCAAAUGUCUGUCUCUUUCAGAAGGCUUCAAACUGAUUCUUAUGUUUUUGAGGAGGAAAGAAAAAAAAACACACCCCAGUGUGCCCAGUUUUUUUUCCUUCUUGUUGUUGAAAAGCCCUUUAGAUGUGGUUCAUGGAUAUACUAAUAAGAAUAUGUUUGUGUAAAAAAAUGAGAAAGAGGAAAAAAGUGACCGUGCAGUGUAUAAAUAUUUUAAAUUAUUAUGAUAGAAGAAUAAAGUUACAUACCAU
Sceloporus undulatus (fence lizard) is the source of this 5454-nucleotide messenger RNA. It is a transcript of the gene RGMB, whose product is annotated as repulsive guidance molecule BMP co-receptor b. NCBI's taxonomy places the organism in Eukaryota, Metazoa, Chordata, Lepidosauria, Squamata, Phrynosomatidae. Gene Ontology annotation, cellular component: plasma membrane. The transcript is spliced from 3 exons. Bases 332 to 1708 code for a protein of 458 amino acids. The record is from RefSeq and is a predicted model, not a curated record. Gene Ontology annotation, biological process: BMP signaling pathway. Gene Ontology annotation, molecular function: coreceptor activity.